AUGAAAAUCCCAUCUUAUCAAUUUGAUAAUAUCUCAUCAUCGGAUUUAUUGAACCUUGGUAAUUUUUCUGGAGUUUUUAUCAUUGCGAAUAAUAACUGGAUGGAAGAGAUUCAGACUGAGAGCAGAUCUAUUAAUAUUUUGAAAGCUCUUGCAUUAUUUGCUGCAUUUUAUGGAUUAUUAAUGGGAAUAUAUGUCUGUCUCUUUGGUUUUUCUGCGGUAACUCCCUGGGGAAUCUGUCAACGAACUUGUUGUAGGCGUCGUUCAAAAGAAAAAUUAUAUCGUCGUUUUGCUCCAGAUGACAUUCCAUUAAUCUCUCAAAGCAGAAUUCACAAAACGAUCCCAGAACGACUAGAUGUUGUGGAAAAUUUCAUAAAAUUAUUCAUUUUAAAUGUGGACGAUUAUGCUGACCCUGUACCAGAAACCACUGUCCCCGAAACCAAACCACCCAGUAGUAGAUUCACUUAUAUCGGUGGUGGUCCUAUUAAUGAUGAGAAACCACGAAGAAGAGCACAUCCCGUUUCAUUUAUUUCGUCAUUGUAUUCUACGUCAUCGUCUAAUACGUUAGUUGGUGCGCCGCCUGAUAGUUAUCAAACAAUCACUAAUGUAAAACCAUCUGAGACUAUGACGAUAUCCACACCAAAUAACCCUCCUUUAAAUCCUAUUGAAGAAGAAAUUACAUCAGAACCACCACAAACAACAAUAAAUCAAAAUGAUAGUAAUAGUUCUUCAAGUUCAUUUAUCGGUGCACCGCCUGAUAGUUACCAAACAAUCAAUAAUGUAAAACCAUCUGGUAAUAUGACGAUAUCUUCCCCUAUUAUAAAAGAAACUACAUCAAAAUCACCACAAAUAAUAAUAAAUCGAGAAAGCAAACAAAGUGAUAGUAAUAUUUCUUCAAGUCAUGGCAUAACGAAUAUUCAUGUGGAUCAGGAUAAUAACGAGUUAGAUCCUAUUGAGUUUGAUAGGCAUAGUAAUAUAAGCACUGAACGAAAAACUAUUUAUAUUGAUCAAGAAAUGAUCGACUAUGUGGAUGACGAUGGAAAACGUGUAGACAUCGAUCAAAGUACAUAUCCUGAUGCGUUGCUUGUUCUUAUUCAAGACGGGAAACAUGUAGAGCAUGAAGGGCAAUUGGGCAAUAUUACUGAAGUUGAAACUGAAGUCGAAACUGAAGUCGUUGAAACCGAAAUUAUUGAAACCGAAAUAGUUGAAACCGAAAUCGUUGAAACCAAAGUUAUCGAAACAGAAAUUGAAGAGCAAGUGGAAUAG
Molecule: messenger RNA, 1263 nt
Organism: Dentiscutata erythropus
Lineage: Eukaryota; Fungi; Glomeromycota; Glomeromycetes; Diversisporales; Gigasporaceae
Source: the annotation of a GenBank genome assembly